Prunus persica (peach) is the source of this 1926-nucleotide messenger RNA. RefSeq names its product protein SAD1/UNC-84 domain protein 1. The coding region runs from base 255 to 1628 and encodes 457 amino acids. Gene Ontology annotation, biological process: nuclear envelope organization. The record is from RefSeq and is a predicted model, not a curated record. The transcript has 2 exons. Gene Ontology annotation, cellular component: nuclear envelope. Lineage: Eukaryota; Viridiplantae; Streptophyta; Magnoliopsida; Rosales; Rosaceae. Gene Ontology annotation, molecular function: protein-membrane adaptor activity.
ACUCAUUAUCCAAAUUUGCCAAAAGUAAAGAGAUUACAAGAAGAUUCAAAACACCGAAGCGCCCAAACACCAUCGCGUCGGUUUACGUAAAUCCUCUUUUUCCAAAUCACUUGAUCUCCAAUUUAUUCAAUCAAAUUCAAACAAAAUCCCAAAUUUUCCUUUCUUCUCAUUUCCGCUUUUUCCCCAUUUUCCCUCGUUUUCAGUCUCCUGAACCCUACAAUUCAAACAUUUCUCGAAUCCCAAAAUUCAAUCAAAUGUCGGCUUCGACCGUAUCUAUAACGGCGAACCCGGCCACAACGACUCGACGGCGUACCGUGGUGGCUGUCGAGAAAAAGUCGACAAACAUCGAACUUGUCUCCGCCGAAAAGGCCGACGGCAAAGCCGAAACCGGCGGUAAUUCUAAGGAUCUGAGCCACCACUCGAUCCGAGGCGAACCGGGUCUCGACCGGUCGGCCCAUGGCAAGAAGACCGGUCCCAAUUCCACCAUUUCACCACCCUCCAAUCGUCGCUCUCGCAGAAGCGUAGCCGUUGAUCCCAAUCCUCGAUGGGUCACCGUCCUCCGAAUCUUUGCCAAGAACUUCAUUCUUCUUCUGUUGAUUGUGGGUUUGUUUCAGAUAGUCAGAAGACUCGCUCUGCGGUCCGGGGAUGGGGUUCCUAUGGCGUUUUCGGACUUGGAAGGUCGCAUUGCGGAGGUUGAAUCGUUUGUGAAGAAGACUACGAAGAUGGUUCAGGUUCAAGUGGAGGUUGUGGACCGGAAGAUCGAGAGUGAGGUUGGAGGGUUGAAGAGAGAAGUGGAGAAGAAGAUCGAGGACAAAGGGGUUGCGUUGGAGAGGGAUUUGAGGAAAUUGGAGGCGAGAAAUGAAGGUUUGGAGAGAUCGGUGGACGAUUUAAGGAGCGUGGAGUGGUUGUCUAAGCAGGAGUUCGAAAGGGUGUACGAGGAGUUGAAGAAGGCGGCGAAGAGCGGCGAGGAUGGAGAAUUCGGUGCUAGGUUGGAUGAUAUAAGGGCGUAUGCGAGGAAUGUUGUUGAGAAGGAAAUAGAGAAGCAUGCGGCAGAUGGGCUUGGUAGGGUGGAUUAUGCUUUGGCCAGUAGUGGGGCUUUCGUUGUGAAGCACUCAGAGCCAUAUUUGGUGGGGAAAGCGAGUAAUUGGGUGUUCUUGAAGAGUACCAAAAAUGGGGUUCACGGUGAUGCCGAUAAGAUGCUAAGACCGAGUUUUGGAGAGCCUGGGCAGUGUUUUCCCUUGAAAGGGAGUAGUGGGUUUGUCCAGAUUAAGCUGCGGACCCCAAUUAUUCCCGAGGCUAUCACUCUGGAACAUGUUGCAAAGAGUGUCGCUUAUGACAGACGGAGUGCUCCUAAGGACUGCAGGGUCUCUGGGUGGCUGCGAGCACAUGAUGAUCUAGAAGUUGAUACAGAGAAAAUGUUCAGUCUUGCUGAAUUCACUUACGACCUUGAGAAGAGCAAUGCUCAGACAUUCGAUGUCUUGGACUCAGCGGUGUCCGGCCUAGUUGACACAGUGAGGUUGGACUUCACAUCCAACCAUGGAAGCGCUUCUCAUACAUGCAUAUAUCGAUUAAGAGUGCAUGGCCAUGAACCUGAUGCUGUUUCUAUGAUGACCAUGCAACUGUCUUAAUACCAUACCAUACUCAUCCAGCAUUCUUGGGCCACGUCUGUAGUCAAUGUCAAGACUGAUUCCUUUUUUUUUCCUUUGUUCCUUUCUAACUUAGUUGGUAGAGAUUUCUGGUUAUGGUUUUAGAGCUGUCCAUGUCCUGUAUUGUUCUUGAUGUUAGUGUUGUCUAGUAAUUGUGUAUUAAUGUAUGGUUAGGUUUGAAAUUUUGUUUCUGUACCAAGGAGAGACAAAAAGAAAAUUUUCCUUUUUCAUUCCUACUUUGCUCUCUACAAUGAAAUCAAGAUAAACAAUAACUUUCUUA